AUGAGUAUCCGAUCAAGAAAGCUGACAGCUCUCAACCUCCAGGACGAUGUCGUCACCGUUACCGAGGUAACAGACCCAAAGAACGGCACAGCUGACGUAACAGUGUCGAAAGAGACUUAUGUUGACGGAUAUGUUGACACCGUAGAGGUCGAUAAAGGUCACGUGGAGGUCAACAAAGGUCACGUAGAAAUUGACACGAGCCACGUAGAGGCUGGACAUGGUCACCUUGAAAUUGACAGCAAGCACACUGAGGUCAGCGGAGGUCAUAAAGAGGUGCACGAAAGACAUACAGAGAUCACGGAUGGCCACGUGGUUACCAUCGAGGCAGACAGCGAGACUAACCUCAGGAGCGAUGGAAAGGUAGAUACAUCAACGUCAGUGAAGGUCAAGGACACUGUGACGCCAACGGAAGUCAAGGAUGUGGAACUCAGAAAUAGGAAGGGUGGGACAAAAUCCGAUGGAUCUUGUCACGAGGGUACAAUUACGAAGAAAGCGAGAGGCACUUGCUUCACCCGGGGUGUUCACCGUGUCCAGAAGCGGGUGUCGGCGUUUGUCUACAACCACGCCCGCGUCAUCUCCCUCGCCUUCAAGAUCUCCUUUCUCCUCUGUUACUACGCCGUGUUUGGUUACGCCAUGUAUUACAAGUUCGGUGAUGAAGGGUCCAUCCGGUUCCUCGUCAUCACCAUCAUCAUCACCCUGUAUGUCUUGAACAGGAUUGGAAAGAUGGCGAUCAAGAAGCGCUGGAGCUGUUGCUGCUGGUUGGUAGGAUCGAUCAAGUGUCUGCAGGCGAUGGAGAAGACGUUCUGGAGGUUGUCGAAGGCGCUGAAGCUGAAGAUCAUCCUGUGCGUGAUGAUGAUGAUCUUCUUCCUCGUGUACGUCAUCGUGGUCGUCGGGCUCAACUCCCCAGAGAACCUCAUCUCCGCGGCCGGGAUGAUCUUCUUCAUCGCCACUUUCUUCGCCUUCUCCUACGAUCCUUCAGCGGUUGCGUGGCGUCCGGUUGUCAGUGGCCUAUCCAUGCAGUUCGUCUUCGCUCUGAUGUUGAUGAGAAGUCAAACUGGCGCCAUGAUCUUCCUGUAUCUGGGCGACAGAAUCAUGGAGUUUAUGGAAUAUGCUGACGCAGGUGCCAAGUUCGUGUUCGGACCCAAUUUUGCUGACCACUUCUUCGCCUUCAAGGUGCUGCCAGUGGUGAUCUUCUUCAGCACGGUGGUGUCUAUCCUGUACUACUGGGGGGUCAUGCAGUUCGUCAUCAAACACAUCGGCCGCCUCCUCACCCUCGUCAUGAACACCACCCCAGCAGAGAACAUCGUCGCUGUUGGGAACAUCUUCGUGGGACAGACUGAAGCACCGCUGCUUGCCGGCCCCUACCUGCAAACCAUGACCCGGUCACAGCUCCACACAGUGAUGACGAGUGGAUUCGCUACAGCAGCAGGGCCCAUCAUGGCGGCAUUUGCACUCUACAAGGUGCCGGUGCUGCAUCUGUUGUCGGCGUCAGUGAUGUCAGCACCCGCCGCCAUCGGCAUGUCCAAACUGUUCUACCCAGAAACGGAAGACACCACCGCUAGUUCUGACGAACACAUCUACAAAGUCAAAAAUCGAGCCACCAACACCCUCGAGGCUGCAUCCAAUGGCGCAAUAGAAGCCGUCAAGAUUGUCGCCAACAUUAUAGCUCACCUGAUCGCAUUUGUGUCGCUGUUGAUGUUCAUGAACGCCGCCUUCACGUUCCUCGGGUACAGGGUGGGCCUCAUCCCCCCAGACUACCCGGAACUCACCUUCCAGUUGGUCUACUCGUACAUCUUCUGGCCCGUGGCCUUCAUGAUGGGGAUCAGUUCCCAGGACUGCGGCAGGGUGGCCGAGCUCAUCGGGACCAAGAUGGUCAUCAACGAAUUCGCCGCCUAUGCCGGCCUCUCCAACUACAUCCUCAACAGGAACGACUUGGUCAACUAUCUGGACGCACGUAACGUCACCAUGGAAACCGGUUACAUGAGCCACUGGGACUACAGCGGAAACGACAUCCUCCUCCACGACACUCAACAGAUUCUCCAAGGCGGCAUCAUCACGGACCGGUCGACUGUGAUCGCCACGUACGCUCUGUGCGGCUUCUCCAACGCCAGCGCUAUGGGGAUUAUGUUGGGAGCCUUGGUUGCCAUCAUACCCAAGCGGAAGGCGGAUCUCUCCCGAGUGGUGUUCAGAGCUAUGAUCGCGGGCAAUGUCGCGAGCUUCAUGACAGCGUGCAUGGCGGGUCUUCUGUACGGUGGUUAGUGACGACCGCCAUUGCCACGCCAACCACGUGACCAGAUCACGUGCGUUAUAUGAUGACGUCAUAAGGACCUUCAAAAGUCAACAAUGGGAAGACACAUGAGACAGCAGCAGCCAACAGAUGUCGGUACACACACAGACAUGAAGACGAAACUGAAUUAAAACAAAAUAUACUGCUGUUGCUUGCGCCUUCGUAUUGGGGUAGCCUACUCACACAAACUUGUCAUUUGACACCAACAUUGUCUUUUGAGUUUCGUUUAUUUGUCUAUAUACUGAAACUAUCGACCCGCCAACCAUUCGUCACUGUUCGCCUCGCCGCCGUGAUUGUAGUUUCAUCGGGUAUUUCCGGAUGGCGCGGACCGUCACGAAUGACAGAUCACAUUGUUUCCUGUAAGACUAGGUCAAAAUGUUAUAUUUAUUGUACAAAUUGCAUCACUAUUACUUU
Haliotis rubra (blacklip abalone) is the source of this 2701-nucleotide messenger RNA. Its product is annotated as sodium/nucleoside cotransporter 1-like. Gene Ontology annotation, cellular component: membrane. Gene Ontology annotation, biological process: nucleoside transmembrane transport. The transcript is spliced from 14 exons. Gene Ontology annotation, molecular function: nucleoside:sodium symporter activity. Lineage: Eukaryota; Metazoa; Mollusca; Gastropoda; Lepetellida; Haliotidae. The record is from RefSeq and is a predicted model, not a curated record. Bases 1 to 2259 code for a protein of 752 amino acids.